AUGACACUUACUAAGAACCAACCUGAAAUUAUCAACUUGGUUGACACCGAUGACGACGAGCUCUACAAAGAUCUCGAGGCUCAGGAAGCCGCCUUGAAGUGGGAUGACAGCCCUUGUGCUAUUGAGAUCAAAACCGAGGGAGGAGGCAGUGACAGUGCUAUCCCUCAGCCCCGCAUACAAGACCCCGGGAAUAAAAGUGACUCUUCCAGGCCCCAUUUCCAAAACCUAUAUUGUCAUGAUUAUGAUGCCGGCAUUUCGUUCGUCCAUCUUGCCUCCUCGUCGCGGUCUAGCUCUCAUCGGAUGAUUGUAGAGGAAGAGAACAAUGAAGAGGCAGACCCAUACGACCCUUGGACGCCCCCCAUAUAUACUGGCCACGAGCAUGACUUCGAUACACCUACCGUGGAUGCGCCUGUUGCGGAAACCCCUGUCAUUGACUCACCUAUCAUUAGCGAGCCUGUUGACAGAAACAAUAAGAAAGUAAAAAGGCCUAAAAUGUCCUGCAUCUAUUCGCAGCUUCAAUUCGACGAGGAUGAGCUAGAAAGAGAGCGCAAUCUGGCACCAGAGGCCCUUUUUGAUCAAGACGAGAAUGACUUUGGCCUCGAGUAUGAGGGGCCAAGCCUGAGAGAAAUGUGUCGUAAAAGGAAAUGCAACUCCCCUUCCACAUAUUCUAAGAUUACAGAAGAGGCUUCUCAAUGA
Molecule: messenger RNA, 696 nt
Organism: Lobosporangium transversale
Lineage: Eukaryota; Fungi; Mortierellomycota; Mortierellomycetes; Mortierellales; Mortierellaceae
Exons: 2
Coding region: 1-696 (231 amino acids)
Source: RefSeq, a predicted model, not a curated record